AUGUUGGGCUGGGUCCAGAAGGUACUGCCUCAGCCUCCGGGGACCCCUCAGAAGACCAAGAUGGAGGAGGAGGAGGAGGCAGGGGUGGAGCCAGAGCCGGAGCCGGAGCCGGAGCUGGAGCCGGAGCCAGAACCAGAACCGGAGCCGGAGCCUGAAGCGGAGCAAGGGAGAACCCUGCCACCCCAGGAGCCAUCUGAGCUGGAGGAAGUGGCCUCAGGUGACCCAAACCUUGAGGAGACCCAGGAAGCUGCCCCCAGCCCGCCCACAUCUCUCAAGGCGCAGGUCGCUGUGGUUCCAGAAGUAAACAGUGGUCCCAGCGGCUGGGUGCUGACCUGGCUCAGGAAGGGCGUGGAGAAGGUGGUCCCACAGCCCGUCUUCAGCAGUGGAGUAGCCCAGAACACCACUGCUGGCUUGGAGGACCCUGCUCAGGCUGGAGCACAGAUCCUUGGUCACUGCAGCUCUGGGAGCCCAGAUGGACCCAGUGAGGCCUCCGGUUCCCAAGAUACUGGGCCCGGGUCCUGGCUGCUCAGGUGGUUUGAGCAGAAUUUGGAGAAAGUGCUGCCUCAGCCCCCCAAAACCUCUGAGGGCUGGAGGGCCAGGCUCACAGAUGCUGCCUCGGACCCAGAGCCCGAAGGAGCCCCCUUGGAAACGGAGCCCGAGCUGCAGGCCCCAGGGAGUCCCUCACUGCCCACCCCCAGCCCCCCGGAGCCGGAGGAGGAACCAGCUCCAGAGCCCCAGCCUGGCUUCCAGAUCUCUUCCCUGCCGCCACCCGGGGACCCUGCCAGGUUGGUGGCAUGGCUCUUGCACAGACUGGAGAAGGCGCUGCCGCAGCCGGUCCUCCGUGGGAAGGCUGGGGAGCAGAAUCUCGACUCCCCCGUGACGUGUGCUGUGCAGACCAGUAAGGAACUGCCCCGGAUUCAAGAGGAGAGAGAAGAGGAGGAGGAGGAUGGAGAAAAGGAGGAAGAAGAAGAGGAGGAAGAAGAAGAGGAGGAAGAGCUCGAUGUCCUGCUGGAUAGCUAUCUGGUGGGGGAAGCCGGCGCAGACCAGAGUGAAAUAGGCGGGACCCAGCACCGGAGGGCCUCACACCAGGAGCUGCAGAAGGAGGAGGCCAUCACUUCCUCUCCCCAAGUGCCUGCCACGAAAGAGCACCCAGAGGUGCAGGUGGAAGACGCUGAUGCAGACAGCCUCCCGCUCAUUGUGGAGGAACAUCCACCCUCUCCCGUCCCGGUGCCACCUUCUCCUGCCAAAUCCGACACUCUCACGGUCCCAGGCUCUGCAGCAGGGACCCACAGGAAGAGGCUACCCUCCCAAGACGAUGAGGCCGAAGAGCUCAAGGUGUUAUCGCCAGCUGAGUCCCCCGUGGUUGCCUGGUCAGACCCCUCCACUCCACAGGCUACAGAUGGUGAGGACCGUGCAGCCUCCACCGCCAGCCAGAACAGCGCCGUUAUCAACGAGCGGCUCCAGGAGCUGGUGAAGCUGUUCAAGGAGCGGACGGAGAAGGUCAAGGAGAAGCUCAUUGACCCUGAUGUCACCUCUGAUGAGGAGAGCCCCGAGCCCUCCCCAGCUAAGAAAGCCCCAGAACCGGCCCCAGACGUGAAGCGAGCCGACACGGGGCAGGCAGAGGAGGAGCAUUACUGCGAGAUGCUGUGCUGCAAGUUCAAACGCCGCCCCUGGAAGAUGUACAAGUUUCCCCAGAGCAUCGACCCACUGACCAACCUGAUGUACAUCCUGUGGCUCUUCUUCGUGGUGUUGGCCUGGAAUUGGAACUGCUGGCUGAUUCCCGUGCGCUGGGCCUUCCCCUACCAGAGGCCGGACAACGUGCAUCUCUGGCUGCUGAUGGAUUACCUGUGUGACCUCAUCUACCUCCUGGACAUCACCGUAUUCCAGCUGCGCCUGCAGUUUGUCAAAGGCGGGGACAUCAUUACGGACAAAAAGGAGAUGCGGAAUAACUACCUGAAAUCUGAGCGCUUCAAGAUGGACCUGCUCUGCCUCCUGCCCUUGGACUUUCUCUACUUGAAAUUUGGUGUGAACCCCCUCUUUCGCCUGCCCCGAUGUUUAAAGUACAUGGCCUUCUUCGAGUUUAACAACCGCCUGGAAGCCAUCCUCAGCAAGGCCUAUGUUUACAGGGUCAUCAGGACCACAGCAUACCUGCUCUACAGUUUACACCUGAACUCCUGUCUAUAUUACUGGGCGUCGGCCUACCAGGGCAUUGGCUCCACUCACUGGGUUUACGAUGGCGUGGGGAACGGUUACAUUCGCUGUUACUACUGGGCUGUGAAGACCCUCAUCACCAUCGGAGGGCUGCCCGACCCCCAGACGCUCUUCGAAAUCGUCUUCCAGCUGCUCAACUACUUCACAGGCGUCUUCGCUUUCUCCGUGAUGAUUGGACAGAUGAGAGACGUGGUGGGAGCUGCCACCGCAGGACAGACCUACUACCGCAGCUGUAUGGAUAGCACCGUCAAGUACAUGAACUUCUACAGGAUCCCCAGGUCUGUGCAGAAUCGCGUCAAGACCUGGUACGAGUACACCUGGCACUCGCAAGGCAUGCUGGAUGAGUCAGAGCUGAUGGUGCAGCUUCCAGACAAGAUGCGGCUGGACCUCGCCAUCGAUGUGAACUACGAAAUUGUCAGCAAAGUGGUACUCUUCCAGGGCUGUGACCGGCAGAUGAUCUUCGACAUGUUGAAGCGGCUUCGCUCUGUUGUCUACCUGCCCAAUGACUACGUGUGUAAGAAGGGGGAGAUUGGCCGUGAGAUGUACAUCAUCCAGGCGGGCCAGGUUCAGGUCCUGGGCGGCCCGGAUGGGAAGUCUGUGCUGGUGACACUGAAGGCUGGCUCGGUGUUUGGAGAAAUAAGCUUGCUGGCUGUUGGGGGCGGGAAUCGGCGCACGGCCAACGUGGUGGCCCACGGGUUCACCAACCUCUUCAUCCUGGACAAGAAGGACCUGAACGAAAUUUUGGUGCAUUACCCCGAGUCCCAGAAGUUGCUCCGGAAGAAAGCCAGGCGCAUGCUGAGAAAUAACAACAAGCCCAAGGAGCAGAAGAGCGUGCUCAUCCUGCCCCCGCGGGCCGGCACCCCCAAGCUCUUCAACGCUGCCCUGGCCGCGGCCGGAAAGCUGGGCCCCAAGGGGGCAAAAGGCGGCAGGCUUGCCCACCUCAGGGCUCGGCUCAAAGAACUGGCUGCUCUGGAGGCAGCUGCGAGGCAGCAGCAGUUAUUGGAACAGGGCAAGAGCUCGGAAGUCGCCGCCGGAGAGGCAGGCUCAGCCGGCGCAGACCAGCCCGCGGCCCCGGCGAAGGCCGCCCCGGACCAGCCCGCGGUCCCGGCGGAGGCCGCCCCCGACCAGCCCGCGGCCCCGGCGGAGGCCGCCCCGGAGCAGGCCGCGUCCCCCGCGCCCGCCCCGUUGGAUCCCCCGGCCGCGCGCUCUCCGCCACCCGCUUCUCCCGGGAGGCCCGAGGGAGGCGCAGAGCUGGCGGCCGAGGCUGAGGAGCACUCGGUGCGGAUCCGCAUGAGCCCCGGUCCGGAGCCGGACGAGCAGAUCCUGUCGGCGGAGAUCCCUGAGGGGAAGAAGGAGGAGUGA
This is a messenger RNA of Orycteropus afer afer, 3573 nucleotides long. Lineage: Eukaryota; Metazoa; Chordata; Mammalia; Tubulidentata; Orycteropodidae. The record is from RefSeq and is a predicted model, not a curated record.